AUGGCCCGACCGCCGUCUUUGUGGGUACUCGUGCUGGCCAUCUGCGGGGGACUGGAGGGCGCCACGGCGGUCACCACUGCUGCAGACUCCUCCACUCCGACCACUGCAGACUCCUUCCAUCCAUCCACUACUGAUUCCUUCCAUUCAUCCACUGCAGACUCCUCCCCUCAAUUCACUACUGACUCCAUUUCAUCCACUGCAGACUCCUCCCCUCAAUUCACUACUGACUCCAUUCCAUCCACUGCAGACUCCUCCCCUCAAUUCACUACUGACUCCACUCCAUCCACUGCAGACUCCUCCCCUCAAUUCACUACUGACUCCACUCCAUUCCCUGCAGACUCCUUCCCUCAAUUCACUACUGACUCCUCCCCUCCAUCCACUACUGACUCCUUCCAUUCAUCCACUGCGGACUCCUCCCCUCCAUCCACUCCUGACUCCAUUCCAUCCACUACGAACUCCUUCCACUCAUCCACUGCAGACUCCUCCCCUCCAUCCACUACUGACUCCAUUCCAUUCAAUACGAACUCCUUCCAUUCAUUCACUGCAGACUCCUCCCCUCCAUCCACUACUGAUUUCUUCAUUUCAUCCACUACGAACCCCUUCCAUCCAUCCACUACUGAUUCCUCCCCUCCAUCCACUACUGACUUCUUCAUUUCAUCCACUACUGACCCCUUCCUCCCAUCCACUACCCACUCUUUCUCUCCAACAAGUAAAGCCUCUAUCCCAGAUGCUUCCUCUGGCUCUUCAACAUUUUCCAACGGUACAUUCCUUACAACUGAAAGAAACAAGAGAGAUGAUGUUCAGAGUGGUCCCAAAGAAAUUUACAUUACGCUAAACAGCACAACAACGACUGGGGUUGACAAGAUAUCUGUUUCAUGGAAUGAUGUGAACUGCACUGAAGGGUAUGAAAUGCAAGGGAAUUGUGAAAGAAACUACAAUUGUUGCUCUGACCAGUGUGAGCUUCCUUUACCAUAUGACUUACAUAUACUCAACACAACCUUCUCCGGAGACCCAUGUACAACAUACGAGGUGAAAGUGAAAGGAAUAAACUGCAAAUCAAGUUGGAGUGAAGAAAGAAGUAUUUCCAUCAACUGUAAAGUACCUGAUAAGCCCAGAAACUUGAAGGUCACCAAGCCUGCCUUUGAUAAGCCUGAAAAUGAAUCCAGAAUGGCUUAUAUCACCUGGAAUACCCCUUACCCAACAAAUGGUACACUGAUGGAUUAUGAACUUACUUAUUCCACCAAAAACACUACUCAUAAUUUCAAGAUUAUUCCAGAUGAACAUUGCAACGAUGAAUCUACAAGACUUACAUGUAACUACUCACUUGAGCUGAAGCCAGAAUCCGAGUAUUGCUUCACUGUUAAAGCUCGAAAUAAGGAAACAAGUGCAAACUAUUCACUUCCAGAGACAGUUAACCUCACCACUGAAGCAGGAAAACCAUUCUUCACCAGUAAUAAGUCACUGGACUAUGAAAAGAAUGAAGUGACACACAAUUCCAUCACUCUUCUCAUUGAUGGCAACUCCAUCAGUCAUGACAAUGGCAAAAUCAAAAAAUGUUUAGUGAAGAUGAAGGAAGGUUGUGAUGGGAAGAAUGGACAAAGCAAAAUAGUGUACUGCACCAACAAUGUCCCAAACGCUCAAUUCAGAGUUGUCAUUGGGAAAAACUCAACAUCUUCAGGCUGUCUGGCAUACGACACCUUUUCCAGCUUGGAGUCAAGUGAAUGCUACAAAUUUUUUGUUACCAUUCUUACCAGUAUGGACUCUGAAAUAUCAAACACUGUCAAGAUCAUUACUAAACAGAAUCCCCUCAUACCAGUGCUCUAUAGUCUUGUUGCACUAUUCAUUAUCUUGCUGAUCGGUGCGGUAGUUACCUAUGUCAUCUUCAGACAUCAUUACAGACCCAUCUUUUAUUUCAAUUUCUCCAGACAGGAUAGCAUAUCCAUCGAACUUCCUCUGGUGGUACCCUCUCCUCCUGACAUCAGUGUGGAGAGGCGCAUCCUGUUGUCUGACUUGCUUGCAACCGUUCAGAGGCUGUUUUCAAAUGGUUCUGCUGGUCUGGCUACAGAAUAUGGUGAAAUCCAAGCAUUAAGAACAUUUAAACCAUGCAAAAAUGCUCAUCUUCCAGUCAACAGGAUCAAAACUCGCUACUUAAACAUUCUUCCCUUUGAUGAGACACGAGUGGUGCUAAAGGAAUAUCCAAACAUCAUUGGCAGUGAUUUCAUCAAUGCUUCUUAUGUUCAUGGAUAUUCAAUGGCCAGGGAAUUCAUUGCCUGCCAAGGGCCACUACACAACACUGUGGGUGACUUUUGGCGCAUGGUAUGGGAGAAGGAUGUCCAUGUCAUUGUCAUGGUUACCCAGUGUGUUGAAAGAAACAAGGAGAAAUGCUGCAAAUAUUGGCCUGAUAAUGGCAAAUCACUUUCUUUUGGUGAUCUCACACUAAAAGUAAGGAACUUGGAAGAGAAGGAGCACCAUGAGGAUGGCUUUAUACAACGCAACCUACAGUUGUCUAAGAGACACAAAAUACGUUCCAUCCAUCACUUCCACUUUGUAUCAUGGCCUGACAUGGGCUGCCCUGAUACCCCAGACCAACUGAUCAAAUUUGUGAAGACUGUCAAGGCAGCUGUACCUGCAGCCAGUGCUCAUGUAGUUGUACAUUGCAGUGCUGGUGUGGGCCGGACUGGCACCUUCAUUGGCCUAAGCAACCUAAUUGAAGAGAUGCAUGAACAGGACAGCAUUGAUGUAUUCCACACAGUAUACAGGAUGAGAUUAUACCGUACCAACAUGGUGCAAACACAGGUCCAGUAUUCCUUCUUAUACAAGUGUGUACUUAAAUACUACCUGGAUCAGAAAGGAGAAAGUGAGUCUUGGUCUGCAAUUGAAAGGAGGCUGGGCAAUCCAGAAUCCAUCCCUGAUGUAAUCACUGGUGCCCUGAGAGGGCCACAGCAUGAUAAAUUUGAUGAGGGGGAUAUUACUUACAGUACAUCUGAGGAAAGUAUAUCACAGGAUGAGAAAGAAAAUUAACAUGAUGAAAACCAUAUAAAUUCUUCUAACAUCAUUCAAUAAUAGAUGAACAACAAGUGGGUAUUCUUCUUUGGAUUUUCUAGAAAGAAGAGGUUCAUAAAAAUGGUAGAAUUUAUGGGAAAUAAUUGGACAUGUUUAUACUAUAAAAAAUUCAACAUGUAUUUAUAAAUUAGUAUUAUAGUCAAUGUGCUUCUCUAUUUAUUCAUCUCUCUCUCUGAAGCCUUACUCCCACUUGGAGCAUUCCCAAAGGGGUGGCCAUAGCAGAAGAGCCUCCACUUCUCUCUAUCCAAACAUUCCCUUCUUGCUUGUUCAAGCACUAUGCCAUUUUACACACUCUUCAGUCAUCACACCCUCAACAUGGCCACACCAUUUUUGUGUAUUUCUGUUCAUCCAUUCUAUCACUUCAUACUUCACUUCAUUUGCAUGAAUGCUCAAACCACAAUUUUCACGUUUUCAUUGCUUUCAUUUUCUAAUUUGCCAGUUCACAUGUCUUCUUCAGAUAACUUGUUUCCACAGCACUCAUUCCUAACUGGUGUGCCCUAUUUCAUGUUCCAGUCUUUCAUCUUUAUGUCAGUGCUUGCAGGAUAAUAUUAUUCCUUAAAUCCCCCUUUACAUUCAAAGACACAUUUCUUCCUUUCAUAACACUUUACAAAUGAUCCCUUGACAUGCCUAUCUUUCACAACCCUCUCUCUUGUUUCUCUAUCCAUUUACUAUCUACUGUACUAUUUCUAUCUAACACUAUCUCCAGAUACCUAAACUCUUUCACUUUUUCUGUUUUCUCUCCAUCCUUAACUAUUUGACCAUUUAAGGUUUACUUAAGUCAUACACCUUCACUUCCUUCCAUCUCAAAGACCAUCAUCUUACUUACCCCUUAAUUUACUCAACCACUAAUCUUAAAAGUAUCUUUCACUUUCAGCAAACAACACAGUGUUAUCUAUAAACAGACUUGAAUGCACAACCUGUUCAGUUUCAGGCUUGCACCACAAUAUUUCCUACUUUGGCUGUCAAGUUCCUCAUGCAACAAUCCACAAAAGUAUAAAACAACCAGGUGACCAUCAUAUAAUCUUGCCUCUUCAAUCUUCACUUUUAUUUCCUCAUUACCCAAUUUAUGACUGAAGACUGGCUUCACACAAUUAUGCCCAAGCUUCAACACUCCACAUUUUUUUGUGUUAAACUCCAUUUUCCAAGUGCCACUCCAAUCUCAAAUCAUAUUCAGAUCUUCCUGUAGGGCUUCACAAUCCACUAUCUUCUCCAUUUUUCUCAUCAACUUUGCAUCAUUAACAAACAGACUUAUGUAACUAUUCACCCCUUCCAUUAUAUCGUUCACAUUGAUAGCAAACAUAACUGGUGCUAGUACCAACUAAUUACCACUAAUUACCUCUCUCCAUGAUGACUUCCUAUCUUUGACCACUGUUCUCAUUUCCCUUCCUCUCAGAAAGUCAUUGAUCCAAUGUAGGAAUGCACCUCUCAGCCCAUCAAACAUUUCUAAUUUCCACAGUAGUCUCUUAUGGGGCAACUUAACAAACACUUUCUUUAAGUCCAAAUAAACACAAUCUGCCCAUCCCUCUCUUUCUUAUACUAUAUCUAUGAUUGGAGUAGAAGCCCAUUAAAUUCACCAUAUGCGAACUUCCUUUUCUAAAUCCGAAUUGUCUGUUUGUUAACAUCUCUCUUUUUUUCAGAUAUUCACUCCAUCUUUGCUUCAAUAUUAAUUUGCACAUUUUUGUCAUUACACUUGUUAAUGACACAGGUCUAUAAUUAGAUGGUUCUUCUUUGUUUUUAUUCUUAUAUAUGGGAACUAUAUCUGCUUUUUUUCCAAUCUUUGGCCACCACUCCUUCCCUUAAUAUAUUUCUAUGCUUCUAUUUUGGGAAAACAUAUUUCUUGACAUCUCUUCUACUUGCUGUUUUCUUCAAUUUCACUCCAUGUCCUCUUGUAUCUCUUAAGUUCCACACAAAUAAGUCUUCUUUGUCAACUUGAUCCUUACCCUUUAAAGCUCUGUAUAUAGCAAUCAGGUCUCGUCUUUCUCUUCUCUCUUGUAAUGAUGGAAGCUUCAAUCUCCUUAAUUUUUCUUCAUAGGUUAAAUCUCUCAAACUUGGUACCAAUUUGGUUGCAGCUAUUUGGAUCCUUUCUAUUUUCCUAAUUUCCUUUUUAUUAUGGGGUGACCAAACAAUUGUGGCAUAUUCCAGUUUUGGUCAAAUCACAUAUUCCAUCAACUUUUUCAUAAUCUCUUCAUCCAUGUAAGCAAAUGCCCCUUUCAUCUUUCUUAGUAACUCAUAGGUUUCCCCAACUAUUUUGUUUACAUGUUUUUCUGGUGGUAAGUUAUCACUGGUUGUAAUCCCCAAGUCUUUUUCUUCUUUGGUUUUCUUAAUUUCCACUUCUCCCAUGGUGUAGGAACUUGUCAAUCUUCUUUUGCUUUUUCCUAAUUCCAUCACCUUGCAUUUCUUUGCAUUGAAUUCCAUUUCCCAUUUCUUACUCCAUUUAUAUAUCUUAUUUAGAUCUUUCUGUAAUAUUUUACAAUCCAUAUUGUUUUCCACUCUUUUCAACAAUUCUGCAUUGUCUGCAAACAGACUUAUAUAACUGCCAAGCUCAUCCACCAUAUCUUUGACAUACACCAGAAACAUUAUGGGGGCUAAGACUGUCCCCUGUGGUACUCGUAACUCUACACCAUUCUGAUUUUUCUCCCUUUAUUACUGUUCUCAUUUCUCAUUUUCUGUAAUCCAAUUCAGUGUGUUUCCUUGUAAAUCCUCUAUAUUUUUUAUUUUCCAUAGCAGUCUCUGGCGUGGUACCUUAUCAAAUGCUUUUUUUAGGUCUAAAUAAGCACAGUCUGGCCAACCCUCUCUUCCUUGAAUUAUAUCAAUUGCUCUACUAUAAAAGCUCACUAAAUUCGUGACACAAGAUCUUCUACUUCUGAAACCAAAUUGUCUGUCGGUCAAUGUAUGUGUUUCUUCUAAAUAUUCCAUCCAUCUGUUUUUAACUAUUCUCUCCACUAUUUUUGCCAUCACACUUGUUAGGGACACUGGUCUGUAAUUCAAUGGAUCUUUUUUAUUACCUCCUCUAAAAAUGGGCACAAUAUUGGCUUUCUUCUAGUCUAGAGGAAUUUUCCUUCCUUAAAAGAACAUACUACGAUAUUGUGUAUACCUUCUGCCAGUUGUUCACAACAUUCCUUAAGUAUCCAGUUGGACACUCCAUCUGGUCCUUGAGCCUUACUUACAUCCAAAUCUUUCAUAAUCUUCUUAGUUUCACUUAUGUCCAUCUGUAUCUCUCUCAUCACAUUGUCUCUGUACCAUGCUCUUUUUCCUUCAAAUUUGCUUUCUUUGGUAAAUACUGACUGGAAGCACUUGUUCAUUAAUUCCACUUGUAACCAUGUAUCUUCAUAUGUAAUGUCAUCUUUCAUUAAUUUAUCUAUUGUUUGCCUGUUUUUCAUCUUCCCAUUCACAUAUCUGAAGAAUAACUUCGGCUCAUCUUUGCAUUUGUUAACUAUAUCUUUCUCAUAAUUCCUUUCUUCAUCUCUCAGGAUUCUGAUAUAUUCUUUUCUUACCUUCUUGAAAUCUUCACAUUUUUCACUUCCUCCUUUUUUUCUCCAUCUAUUCCAUGCUGCUUCUUUUUCUUUUCUUGCUGUUAUACAUCUUGUAUUAAACCAGUCUUUUUUUCCUUUUCACUUCCUUUGUUUUGAUCUUCGGUACAUAUCUACUGACCCCUUCAUUAUAAAUUUCCAUGAAUAUGUCCCACUUUUCCUGCAUACUGCUUGCCCUGAACAGUUGUUUCCAUUUAGCCUCUCCAAAAUAUUCCCUCAACCCGAUAAAAUCUACUUUCCUAUAUUCAUAUCUCCCAUUCUUGUAAAUUUCAUUCCUAUUUUCUAUUGGAUCACUGCCUAUACUGAAUUCAAUUAAGAGAUGAUCACUUUUACCUAGUGGGCACUGAUAAUUUCUUCCUUCAAUGAUGUCCAUUUCCUUUGUAAACACCAAGUCUAGCCUUGAUGCCUCUUCAUUACUCCAAAUCUUGUAUUUUCUCCAAUCCACUGGAUCAUAGUAUUUGUCAUUAUUAAAUACAGAAGCAUAUAUCCCCAUGACUCUUCACCCCCAUCCGUGGUCCACUCUUCCCAGCAUACCUCCUUGCAAUUAAGGUCACCCAUAAGUGUUAUAUUGUUACUCUCUGCCAGUAUUCUCUCCAAACAGUUACUAAUAUCUCUUAACAAUAAUUUAUAAUCCUAUUGUGUUCAUGCAUUCAUCUUUGGGGGUACAUAAACCACUACAAAAUCUCUCCUUUCUUCUCCUUUCCUUUUUUGUUUGAAUUCUGAAUACUUCCGCCAUUCCUUCUCCUAUUUCAACCUCUUCAACUGUUAUACUCUUUUUUGUAAGUAACAUGAUUCCUCCCCCUUUCUUAUUAUUUCCAUGUUUUAUCCACACAUUACAAUUACUAUUACCAAUUCUUAUAUUUUCUGUUGUCUCAUUUAGUUUAACUUCAGUAAUAUCCAUGAUGUUGAGCUGCUUUAUCUUAAUAUAAUUAUUCAAUUCUUGCAGUGUUGAUAUUAAACCAUUUAUAUUUGUGUAUACCACUGUCCAUUUUUUAUUUUUCCAUACAUUAUUUACAUUUUCUAUUCUUUUUUUUUUGUCAGAUACCACUUCCUGAGCCUCUCAUCUUUUACCUUCCAACAUAACUUUUUUUCUCUUCCUCUGUUCUGUUCUCGUUUUUUGCCUUUGCUUCUUUUAUUAGAUCGCUUACCUUGAGUCUCUCCUCCUUAUUCAUGUCCCUCUAUCCAAACUUUCCUGUAUUGCUCUGUCUUGUCCAGUUUCCAUGGAUUAAAUAUCACUUCCAUGGCUGUUGUUUGUGCCCUAAAUUUUACUUUCAGUGGUUGCUUUCCUCCUUCUAUAUACUUCCCCUGUCUAUGUAUUUCCUCAAUUUCACUUAUCCAGUCCUCCCCUUCUCUCUGUAUAUUUCUUACAAUGUCCUCUGCUACCUUUUUUUGUUCUCUUUCCCUCUUGUAUCUUACUGGCUCUGUUUCCUCUUUUAAUCCAUAACAAUACAUUUCUUUUUGUCCACUGUGUCCCUUACCAUCGAUUCCUUCUGUUUGAUCACUUUCACAAUUUCUUUUCUUAAAUCUGUCUUUUCCUUCUUUUGUGCUUCUAUGAUUUCUGUAAAGUUAAGUUUUUCUUCUUGUGUGUGUGUGUGUGUGUGUGUGUGUUUUUUUUAUCUAGUAUAUGGUGAGUGGAUGGUCAGAUAAAAAAAAACAUGCAAAGCUUAUAUAUUGGUAUUACCUUAGAAAACUGUGAUUCAUGGAAGAACUCAUAAAUAAUCAAUGUAAUCCUGUUGGUACUUUAUUCAAAGACCUUCAGAAUUAAAGUGUGUGGAAACAAA
Molecule: messenger RNA, 8374 nt
Organism: Scylla paramamosain (green mud crab)
Lineage: Eukaryota; Metazoa; Arthropoda; Malacostraca; Decapoda; Portunidae
Product: tyrosine-protein phosphatase 10D-like
Exons: 19
Coding region: 1-3021 (1006 amino acids)
Biological process (GO): protein dephosphorylation
Molecular function (GO): protein binding; protein tyrosine phosphatase activity
Source: RefSeq, a predicted model, not a curated record